GCAUAUACACACUUGUUUACUUCCAGAUAUAGUUAUAUGAGUCUUCGGUUUUGUUGCUUUUCCCAAGGUAAUAAGAAGAAAAAAAAUGCAAAAAUGUUUGUUACCUGAUUUUUUCGUUUGAAAGUUUUUUUUUUCUUUUCGAUUGCAACGCAUAAUCGUGUAUGCGUGUGUUCUUGAUUAAGCUUUUUCAAGCGUUAAUCUGCCUUAAAUAAAUUCGCAUGGAUAUGUUUCUGGGAAGGAAUUCCAAAGGGUAACUUAUUUUUGAUUUCAGUUAAAAGCAUUUUUGAAAACAUGUUCAAAAGCAAAAAAAAAAGAAGAAAAUUUGAUCAUUAAUUACGCUUAAAAGCACCACAUCAGAAAAUGUGACAGUAACAUUGAAAGAUUUCUUUACUGGCACUAUAAUCUCACGUAUCGUAUAUUGAGUUGAACGUAAGAGCAAUUUAUAUUUGAAAAGCCUAAAUAAAAUGGAGCUUACUUCAGCAGAAAUGAUUGAUUCAUUUUGAAGUUAUGUUACGUUUAGACUCCAUAAAAGUCAAAGGAAAUCUGCUAAGGCUACGAUUUGCCGGAUAUCGCUAGCGGCUAACUUCGCGAAGCAGCUUUGUAAACCUUUUCUCUAAUACACAUUUUGUACUUGCGAUACAUUUAGGCAUUUGUCCAAAAUUAGGAGAAUUUUUUUUUAUGCAUAUAGCAUGUCCAGUUUGUGCGAAACACAGGAGGGCUUUAGAUAGGCCCACGUUUUAUUAUGCCGAUCGAUUCCAGGACUAUGCGUCUGUCCGUCAUGUUUUCUUGAGUUCAAUCUCAAAAUAGUUCUGAUCGAAUUGUGAGGAGCAUGACCUCCUUCUGAACACCCUUGGAAUUGCUUAGGUUGAAUUCUCUUACAUUUUUUGGUUUAAUCAAGAUCGGGUUUCAAAGACAACGUUUUGCUGACAGACAUCUAACUUUAGACCCUCUAAAGCCCUCUAAAGAAAAUUAUCAUAAAAAAUGUCAUAAAGGCUAUCCCUUUUGAGACGGAUUAGUAGGUUUCGAUCGGAUAUUUAGAUUAUCGGAAGGCAUACUCUCAACAACCUAGAAAGGCAUUAAAAUUCCUUGUUGUUAUUUUCCAUUACCUAAUAUGUGUCGAAAGAAAUGAUUACUUAGCUUAACGGUAAAUCCAUAAACCCAUUUCCUAAUUUACAAGCCAUUAAAUUCCGCUUGUUCGUGUCGGCUGUCCACGCUUGUAGUUUUAGAAAGUUACUUGCUUCGAUCUAAAGAACGGCACGGCCAAUCCUCAGCUGGAAUCAACUGCUUUGAUCAAUUUUAGCACAAUCUGGUUACUUAUAAUUAAAGCUAACUUAAUCUAACUGAGUUUAGCACGCCGCCCAAACGACAGAGAAGCGUGGUCAAAAGGUGUUAUAGGGAAAGUGAUCGGAAAUGUGAUGCAAUCCGAACCAUUUUUAAUAGGGGCGUUCUUGGAUAAAGCGAUUUCGGGUUACCGAAUUGCAAAAAAAAAAGUCUCAAAAAUCGCAUCCAGUGUCUUAAAGACAAGAAAACAAAGCGGACAAAAAACUGAAAUCGCUUCACAAAGUAACUCUGAGAGAAAUUCUGGUACUGAGAUUUUGAAAGUCUUUCUAAAACGAUUGCUACAAUAAAAAGCGGGUCUAUUUUAAGCCCUUCUGCAUGCUGUGUAUAUAUGCACAAACCUAAUAUGCCCUCAUACCAUCUAAGUAUCUAAGCAAGCGCGCUCCAAUGAACUAACUUUUCUUUCUUACAACACUUUUUUUCAAAAGCGAUUUAUAAAAGUACAAAUUUACUCUGCGUACACAUGUCUGAAAAUGGACGAUGUCUUAUAUUACAAACUUAUAUGCAUACUCACAAUAUCUUAUAUACAAUAUAUUUAUAAAAUUAAAAAUAAAUAAAAUUUGAAACUUUAUGGUUCGCAUUACGGCAAAGCCCUAAGGGAUUUCCCUACAAAGCACUCGCUUCUACACAUGCGGAGCGCUGACCACACAUUAUGAGCUUUCAAAAUUGGUUUCAAGAGUGGCUAAUAUAAUUCUCCAAUUCGCGUUUCAUAAUUUUUCUAAUAAUUAUCAAUUAUUUUCUUCGCACGUAAAAUAAAUAAAAAUUUUUUUAUUCAUCAUCAGCGAAUCAAUCAAACAAAUUGGCUGUAAAUGCCUAUUGAAUAUAAAUAAAGAAUGAAAAAAAAUUUAAAAAAAAUAUGUAUAUACAAAAACAGUAUAACUAUAACUCAACAAUUUACGCAUUUUGUAAACAAGCCCAUAUACAUAUACAUAUAAAUAGGCGUAGGCAUAGAACUGACUUCAAUUCGUUGAUCAAGUAAACAUGCUUCUGGGAGAGUGUGCGUAUGUGUAUUUAAGCAAUUUAUGCUCUUUAUAUAAACAAAAGAAGAAAAUGCAAAUCAUCUAGAAAACAAUCAUAUUUAUACAACAGCAAUAGCAACAACAAAGUUAAAAAAAGAACAGCUAAUGACUAAUUAAUUAUAUUUGUUUAAGGGACGUUAGAAAUAUUUAUAAAAAAAUAAGAAGAAUAAAGAAGUAAUAAAGAAAAAAAGAUCAUUUUUAACCGUAGAAAGAAAUGUGAUAAGUUAUAAUACAAAGCUCAUAAGAAAAAAGAAAAAAUUCCUUCAACUACUAUCUACCGCUAAGAAGAAAAAUUCCUGGAUCGCCUUCUGCCAAGAACACUUAACAUUAAAAUUAUCGUAAAGUGAAAGACUAAUGCAAACGUACUUAAUUAUUGAAACCACUGUUUACUUAAGUAUUUAGCUUAAUAAGAUUUUAUUAACGGAUUGUAUCCUUCACACCGCCUGUACAUUUGAUAUUCAAUAAGAAGGACAUUAGAAACUCUAUUGUAAAUCAUAAAUAACUCUCAGAGGUUCGCAGGCAUUCUGAAUCUUACGCGUAUCAUACAUAUGCUUAGAUUUUCAUUUUAUCCGACUUUCCUGUUUCUUUGUCUUUGCGGAGGAGGAAAGCUUAGAUAAAGUAGAGUGAUGUAGAGCGAAAGUGUGGGAGAACAUAAUUAACACAAUUCGGAGGGUUCUUGCUUGCUUAUUGGAAAAGACGAAUAGAAAUGUAUAUAAUGAGAGCUCGAGUCUUCGGAACUAAAACGAUUUGUGCAGAGAAAUGGGGAAUAUGUGUAUAAAACUCAAUUAGAUAUUUGCUUGCCUCCGAAAAUGUCUCGAUGAUUUUGUGUUGUGGCCUUGGUCUGACGACGGAGCUAUUUUGAUGUGUUCCCGCAAUAUUAAGAUCUCGGUAGCGCUGUUUCUUAUUUUGGUUCCCAUAUUCACGGCUCUGCCUCACAGUCACAAUCUGUCGAAAAGAAGUAAUUUUUUCGAUUUGGAAUGCAAGGGCAUCUUUAACAAGACUAUGUUCUUUCGUUUGGAUCGCAUCUGUGAGGAUUGUUAUCAGUUGUUCCGUGAAACAAGUAUACAUCGACUUUGCAAGAAAGACUGUUUUGAUUCGAAGUGGUUCGGCGAAUGCUUAAAAGUUCUACUAAUACCGGUCGAAGAAGUAUCAAAAUUACAACAUUUCAUCAAAGUUAUAAAUGGUUCACCGAUAACAUUUAAUAUGCCGCCGGUACCGACAUAACUGCUUCAUAUUUAAGAUUCUGGUCGCCAAAGUGUUAAAAUGUGUUUUCUAUUUUGCAUGAAAAUCAAAAAAUAAUAAAAAAAAAAAGCAAAGAAGAAAAAAAAAACAAAGAUAGAGAAACAUUGAUAAACUAACUAAUGGAGCUUAAAUUAUUUUUUUGCUAAAUAAUUUGUACUUAUUUAUUUUAUAAUUAAUUUGUAUAAUUAUAUUAUAU
This is a messenger RNA of Glossina fuscipes, 3795 nucleotides long. RefSeq names its product ion transport peptide (gene ITP). Gene Ontology annotation, molecular function: neuropeptide hormone activity. The record is from RefSeq and is a predicted model, not a curated record. Gene Ontology annotation, cellular component: extracellular region. Bases 3219 to 3581 code for a protein of 120 amino acids. Lineage: Eukaryota; Metazoa; Arthropoda; Insecta; Diptera; Glossinidae. Gene Ontology annotation, biological process: circadian rhythm. The transcript is spliced from 4 exons.